UCCCUCACUGAAUAACUGCCCUGUGGUUCUGCUGGGAAAAGGUGAUGGGUGGGGGUGAAUAGUCCUGCAGUUCCAGUGUUUGUGUGUGCCAGGUUUGCUGUGGAGGUUGAGAUCUAAGUGGGGAAGGAGAUGUGUUUUCUGCAGCUUGAGAAGUGAGAGGAGAACCUCAGCUGCCUUCAGAUGAAGUGCCUCGUGAUGACACUUGUCUGUCUUGGGAGGAAAACCAGAUUUUGCCUACUGGAAGAAUGCAGUGAAACUGCCAGUAUUUCUAGCCGGAAUUCUUAAUUGAACAUUCAACUUUAGUGUUACUAGUUUCUUACUAAACAGUACCUCAAAGCAGAAGAAAAAUGUAUGGGAGUGCAAGAACAAUCGGCAACUUGGAGGGAAGCCCCUCCAGGUCCCCCCGGCUGCCCAGGUCCCCCCGGCUGGGCCACAGGAGAACCAGCAGCGGGGGAGGGGGGGCAGGGAAGACGCUGUCCAUGGAGAACAUCCAGUCCCUUAACGCAGCCUAUGCAACAUCCGGACCAAUGUACCUGAGUGACCACGAGGGUGUGGCUUCUACUACUUUCCCAAAGGGCACAAUGACUCUUGGAAGGGCUACAAACCGAGCUGUGUAUGGUGGCCGAGUCACAGCCAUGGGGAGCAGCCCCAAUAUCGCUUCUGCCGGGCUGUCACACACCGAUGUCCUUUCUUACGCCGACCAGCACGGAGGGCUGACCACAUCCUCACACCACCACCACCACCAGGUUCCUUCCAUGCUGAGACAGGUUAGGGAUAGCACCAUGUUAGAUCUGCAGGCUCAGCUGAAGGAUCUACAGAGGGAGAAUGACCUUCUCAGAAAAGAACUCGACAUUAAGGACAGCAAGCUGGGGUCCUCUAUGAACAGCAUCAAAACUUUCUGGAGUCCUGAGCUAAAGAAGGAGAGAGUAUUGAGGAAAGAAGAAGCAGCCAGAAUGUCAGUUCUUAAAGAACAGAUGAGAGUUUCCCAUGAAGAAAAUCAGCAUCUGCAAAUGACAAUCCAGGCACUUCAAGAUGAGCUUAGAACCCAGAGAGACCUUAACCAUCUUCUCCAGCAAGAAAGUGGGAACCGAGGGGCUGAGCAUUUUACCAUUGAGCUCACGGAGGAGAAUUUUCGAAGACUUCAGGCAGAGCAUGAUAGACAAGCUAAAGAGCUCUUCCUGUUGAGAAAAACUCUAGAAGAAAUGGAGCUUAGGAUUGAAACACAAAAGCAAACACUAAAUGCCAGAGAUGAAUCAAUAAAAAAGCUUCUAGAGAUGUUGCAAAGUAAAGGUUUGCCUUCUAAAGGAAUGGAAGAUGACAAUGAAAGAACUCGAAGGAUGGCAGAGGCUGAAUCUCAGGUUAAUCACUUAGAAGUGAUUUUAGAUCAGAAGGAGAAGGAAAACAUGCAUCUUAGAGAGGAACUGCACAGAAGAACCCAACUUCAGCCUGAGCCAGCGAAGACGAAGGCUCUGCAAACAGUCAUCGAGAUGAAGGAUACAAAAAUAGCUUCACUUGAGCGCAAUAUAAGAGAUCUGGAAGAUGAAAUACAGAUGUUAAAGACAAAUGGAGUUCUGAAUACAGAGGACAGAGAAGAAGAAAUCAAACAAAUAGAAGUUUACAAGAGUCACUCAAAGUUCAUGAAAAAUAAGAUUGAUCAACUGAAACAAGAACUCUCAAAGAAAGAAUCAGAACUUCUUGCCUUACAAACUAAGCUUGAAACCCUUAGCAAUCAGAAUUCAGAUUGCAAGCAACACAUUGAAGUGCUUAAAGAGUCCCUUACUGCCAAAGAACAGAGAGCUGCCAUACUUCAGACAGAGGUUGAUGCCUUGCGGUUACGGUUAGAAGAAAAAGAAACCUUUCUGAAUAAAAAAACAAAACAACUUCAAGACCUCACAGAAGAGAAGGGAACCCUUGCUGGAGAAAUUCGAGAUAUGAAAGACAUGUUGGAAGUAAAAGAAAGAAAAAUUAAUGUCCUUCAGAAAAAGAUUGAAAAUCUACAGGAGCAACUUAGGGACAAAGACAAACAACUAACUAAUCUGAAAGACAGAGUGAAGUCACUGCAGACAGAUUCCAGUAAUACAGACACAGCACUGGCAACCUUAGAGGAAGCCCUAUCAGAAAAGGAAAGAAUAAUAGAGCGUCUGAAGGAGCAAAGGGAUCGAGAUGACAGGGAAAGACUUGAAGAAAUUGAAUCUUAUAAAAAAGAAAACAAGGACCUGAAGGAGAAGGUUAAUGCUUUACAAGCUGAACUGACAGAAAAAGAGUCUAGUUUAAUCGAUCUCAAAGAACAUGCAUCUUCAUUGGCAUCAGCAGGGCUGAAAAGAGACUCCAAACUUAAGUCUUUAGAAAUAGCCAUAGAACAAAAGAAAGAAGAGUGUAGUAAGUUGGAAGCACAGUUGAAAAAGGCUCAUGAAGCUGAAGAGGAGGCACGGAUGAAUCCAGAAUUUGCAGACAGAAUGAAACAGCUUGACAAGGAGGCCUCGUACUAUAGAGAAGAAUGUGGCAAAGCUCAGGCUGAGGUUGACAGACUUCUAGAAAUACUCAAGGAAGUAGAGAAUGAGAAGAAUGACAAAGAUAAGAAAAUUGCUGAGUUAGAAAGACAUAUGAAGGACCAAAACAAGAAGGUUGCCAAUCUGAAGCACAAUCAGCAGUUGGAGAAAAAGAAGAAUGCACAGUUGUUGGAAGAAGUUCGUAGGCGAGAGGACAAUAUGACUGACAACUCUCAACAUUUACAAGUAGAAGAGCUGAUGAAUGCACUGGAGAAAACCAGACAAGAAUUAGAUUCUACCAAAGCCCGUCUUGCCUCAACACAGCAGUCUUUGGCUGAAAAAGAAGCACAUCUGGCUAACCUGAGAAUAGAGCGAAGGAAACAGCUUGAAGAAAUUCUAGAAAUGAAACAGGAAGCUUUGCUUGCUGCAAUUAGUGAAAAAGAUGCAAAUAUUGCCUUGCUUGAGCUGUCUGCUUCAAAGAAAAAGAAGACUCAAGAUGAAGUAAUGGCUCUAAAACGAGAGAAGGACAGAUUAGUACAUCAGUUAAAACAGCAGACACAAAACAGAAUGAAGCUGAUGGCAGAUAACUAUGAUGAUGACCAUCACCACUACCACCAUCACCACCACCACCACCAUCGGUCUCCUGGGAGGACACAACACAACCACAGACCCUCUCCAGACCAGUUGUCAGAGGAACUAGAGAAAAAGGAAGAAAAAACUGUGGCACUGGAAGGUAACAAUGAUAAUCUAUUGCAUUGGAUCUCCAAACAUGACCAUGAUAUCCUGGAGAAGAUCACAGAUGCAGAAAAUGAAUGCUAUGGUUGAUAUCUAAUGAAAUGCUGCAUUAAUUAGCAUUUUCUCCAUUAUUUCUUGUAGUCUAUUGUGAAAUUAGAUACUUUGGAAAGUAAUGAAGGAGACUCAAGCAGAAAUUAUAACAGCUUCAUUUCUGUCUUUAAUGGGUCUUGUGAGUUAAUCUGUUUUUACAAAGAAACCAUCUGUUCAGAAUAUAGUUGUUUCAUGAAGUUCAGUUAAACAGGUUAUUUAGCAAAUUUUUGGUAAAUUAAUAUUGAUUUUAAUAGGUAAUUCAGAUUCCCUAGACGUGGCAUCUGCAUUUGCUGAUUUUACCUAGUCUAUUCUAAAGUAUCACUUCUAUUGCACUAGAUUAUCAAAGAGGUAUUAGUAAAAUGCUAUAUAAGGGUGUUGGCAUUAACUUUACCCCCAGUUAGAUACAGGCUUUUCCAAAAAAUAAAAACAAGCCUUUACCCUCCUCUGUUUUCUUUUCUCUACUGAUAAAAUAAUAUAAAUUAAAAACAAACCAAAACCAAAUAUUGAUACUAUAACCGGUAUUAAGCUCUGGGCCAGGUUGGAAAUGAAAUCAAUUUUUGGUACUAAUAACUGAUGACAAAGCUUAGUUUUAUGAAAAUAUGGUGUGUGUCUCUGACAAUGCAUAGGACAUCUAAUUUGAACAUAAAUUUAUGAUUAUAUACAAGAUGUAUCUAUUCCUGGAUGGUAAAAGCUUGAGGUGUAUAUAAAUAAAUGUGUGUGUGUAUAUAUGGACAUGUACACAAGGAUGUAUCAACCUCUUACCAUCCAAAUGCAUACAUGUUUUCAACAAUAAAAGCUGGGACUCUUAAAGAAACAAACAAAAACAAAAAUAAAGAUAAGAUUGCUGUGAAUACAGUAUAUGCACUAGGUCUCCUGUAAAUGUGGAACUGUUUGUUAUUGUUCUCUGCAUUGAAAAACAGUCUCCAACACAGACCCCAAUGAAUCUUAAAUGUUAAAGAAAAUACCAAUGAACAAACAGCACUUGAAGGCUGUUUGUGUCAACAAAAUGUGUCUAGUAAAAUAAAUUCAAAGCACAUGCAAGGAAAAAUAAAAAUGUGAAGUCGUUCCAUUCAGUGAGAAACUCUUAACUGACAGUCAGAUCUCUCUCUUCUCAAGGAGAGGUUCCUUCUGACUCCACAAACAUUUUCAGUCAGUCUGGCAAACAUGUGCAAAUGUUUGGCUGUUUUGUUGAGGCAUCUUUUUGUCCAUGGAAGAAAUGCUUCCAUGCUGAUGGCAGUGGAAAUAGAAUAUCUGCAUUUUUAAAGGACAAACAAUAAAUUUAAGCAUGGGUGGCCUUAAUCCUUAGUAGUUUUUCUUUGCUGCUGUUAAAAAAAAAAAAAGAAAAAAAAAGAAAAAAAAAGAAAUCUAAAUGGAUACUCCUGAAGUCUUGCACUGAAUUUAGAAAAAUUAUUUUUUGAACCUGUGGUGCGAUUAACCCUAAACAUCCUACAUGAGCCAUACAUAGUAAUCCCCUUAAAAUUAUUGUCUAGAAAUGAUAUUUUAUUUAUUUGUACCAUGAUUCUCGGUGCAAUCAAGGAGCAAUUUAUUUGAGCAGGAGUCCUGCUGGAUGUGACUGUCUUCAGUAAGUAGAAUAAAAUGUAUAGAAUUAGCAUAGCGUAGAUAAUCCCAAUUUCAUUCAUGUUUAAACAGUUUGUCCUUUAACUAUCAACGGCAUUUUAGAUCUUUGUUUUUGAAACAGCAAAGCUUUUGGGAGUAUAUUUAGCACAUAUGACAAAUGUUGCACUUGGAAACUCAGACAACAAAACAGGUUUCUGAUGACAGAUUUGUUGUCGCAGUAGGGGACAAUCGUCUGUGUCUCUUACAAUCAGGUCUUUACCUUAACUCUGCAACCGAAUACUUGAAGUAGGAUAUAAACUAGGGGGGAAAUAGGGUCACAGAUACAAAGCUGUAUAGUUAGAUAUUUAUAUGUAUGUGCCAAUUUUGUCACAGAUAUUAUUUUAGGGGCAUUUUUGCUCCACUCAUGUUGGUAUGAGUAUUGAUCUAAACUUUUAUCAGGGCCUGAAAAUUAGCCCCUAAAGAGGAAAAUUUUGUCUAACAUUGAUUUUUUUUCUUAUUGCUUUGUUUUUGUUUUGUUUUUUUUCCUCCUUCUUUUCAUUUCAUGUGAUAUUCUAUAAUGUUUGGAGAAAAUCUUUUCAUAUCCUAAAAUAGAAUCUCGGGGUUUACAAUAAACACUGUGAUGUUGGGAAAUAUUUUAUUUGAGCAAUGUUUGGUAGAUUUUUUUCCCCCCCCUCCUCUGAGUGUAAUGAAGCAAACUAACUUUUGCUUAACAUUUAAGAUAAUGGUUAUUAUUUUAAUGUGAGAUCAGUCUUGUACUGCACAUUCUUUCUUUCAUUUAAAUGUACAGUAUGAAUUUUGUAUUUAAUGAAUUUUGUGUAUCCAGUAUGCACGUACCUGCACAUUGACUUUCAUUUGAAAGUGGGUUUCAAUUUCCUUUUUAAACAGUGUUUAUGAAAAGACCUCAGAUGUGUUGACACAAACUAUAUCCGCAAUGUUUCUUUUGUGUGUGUAGGGUGACGUUUGAAUGUGAUGUUCUGCAGCAAUGGGUCAGUAUCCCCUAUUUACCUUAGAUCCUCAUUUGAUAGUGCUUCUUGUAAUAAUUUUUUCAAGUGAGUGGCAUGUUCUGGAUUGUGAUAUUGAUAUAUGGUUAAGGACAUUGAUAUGAAACUAAGGAAUUCCUAGAAAUUACCAGUGGGCAUGUAUUAGACAGUCAUUGUAAUUUAAUGUCUUGUAGAAGUGUAAAGUACCAAGGUAUUUAGAGUUCAUAACAUUGUUAUCAUGUGUAUGGGAAGUAUUUAGUGUUGAUCAGCUUGUUUAUUUUCAUCAAAUAAAC
Messenger RNA from Zonotrichia leucophrys gambelii, 6165 nucleotides. RefSeq names its product ELKS/RAB6-interacting/CAST family member 2 (gene ERC2). The transcript has 16 exons. Gene Ontology annotation, molecular function: structural constituent of presynaptic active zone. Lineage: Eukaryota; Metazoa; Chordata; Aves; Passeriformes; Passerellidae. Gene Ontology annotation, biological process: maintenance of presynaptic active zone structure; neuromuscular synaptic transmission; regulation of synaptic plasticity. Gene Ontology annotation, cellular component: cytoskeleton of presynaptic active zone. The record is from RefSeq and is a predicted model, not a curated record. Bases 348 to 3314 code for a protein of 988 amino acids.